CUCCUCCCGCUAAGCCCAGUAGCGUUGCGUGUCCACCCGCCAGACCUUGUGUUAGAAAUGAAACUAACCGGGAAACGCUGAAUCCGGGCAUGGCUGAGUUUAACCGUCAUUAAGGGCUGAAGUCAGUCCCCCAAACAACAAGUACCGCCUUCAUAUCGCUUCCAAGAGGGUGACAAGGUCCCAUGCAUCGAUAGGAAGUGGAUUGGACAGGUAGUAGUUGUUUCUUUCUUUUAGCUAAAGGAUUGUGUACGUUUGUCUCACCGUGCAGGCUGUCGGGAUGGCAGAGAGCUUUUUAAUGGAGGCGUGUGUGGACUCCGUGGAGUCUGCUGUCAACGCUGAACGAGGAGGUGCAGGUCGACUUGAACUGUGUUCUAGUCUUCUGGAGGGAGGACUCACUCCCAGCCAAGGUCUGCUGCAGGUAGUGAAGCAAUAUGUCAAAAUUCCAGUCUACGUGAUGAUCCGGCCUCGCGGGGGGGACUUCCUGUACUCUGACCAGGAAGUGGAGGUGAUGAGGAAGGACAUAGAGCUGAUGAAGAGGCACAGGGCCGACGGACUAGUGCUGGGAGCCCUGACAGAGGAUGGACGUGUGGACACGGAGCUCUGUAUGGAGUUUCUAGCUGCCGCUCAACCUUUGCCUGUCACCUUCCACCGAGCUUUCGACAUGGUUCAUGACCCAGCGGUUGCCCUGGAGUCUCUGGUAUCAUUAGGGUUCCAGCGCCUUUUGACAAGUGGCUGUGACAACUCUGCUUUGGAGGGACUCCCUCUCAUUAAACAGCUCAUUGAUCAGGCUAAAGGGAGAAUUGCCAUCAUGCCAGGAGGAGGUAUCACUGAGAGGAACCUGCAGAGAAUUCUAGAGGGCACGGGGGCUCAAGAGUUUCACUGCUCAGCCCGCUCCGGUAGGGAUUCUGCCAUGAAGUUCAGGAACUCCUGUGUGACGAUGGGAGCAGCUUUCUCAGCACCAGAGUACGGUCUGAAGGUGGCAGAUGUGAGCAAGGUCCGCACUCUUAAUGCAAUAGCCAAAAAUACCUUGUGAAUGGGUUCUGGACAAAAGUGAUCAUUAGUAAUUAUAUGGCUAUGUCAGUGAUUAUUUUCACUAAAGCCCAAAAUAAGUAGACAUUUUGGAACUUUUUUACCUUUUAAAAAAAAAAAAAAAAAAAAAAUCCCUAAUCAAACAGUUUGUAAAGCUAGAGCUCAGGGAAAGCAUCGCAGCCUUCUGGGAUAUGAAGUCAAAGUAUCGCACAGUGCAGAAUGAUGAAUCAUUUACAUAAAUGAUUGUACACAUGUAUAAUAAAAGUGUAAUAACAUAGUGUUGUUUUCAGAAUAGUAUGUUUUAAAGUUUCCAUGUAGCUGAUCUAUAUUUAUAUACAGCACUCCCGAUUCAGUUGAAAAUAAUGCAAAGUUGUGACCUUCUGUACUUCAUUUUUUUACUAGGACAAAAACAUUGUGGAUUUGCUCAGAAUUCAAUUAAAGUCCCAAAUGAUUGAACAA
Cyclopterus lumpus (lumpfish) is the source of this 1488-nucleotide messenger RNA. RefSeq names its product cutC copper transporter homolog (E. coli) (gene cutc). The transcript has 8 exons. Bases 278 to 1033 code for a protein of 251 amino acids. NCBI's taxonomy places the organism in Eukaryota, Metazoa, Chordata, Actinopteri, Perciformes, Cyclopteridae. Gene Ontology annotation, molecular function: copper ion binding. The record is from RefSeq and is a predicted model, not a curated record.